This is a messenger RNA of Opisthocomus hoazin, 1974 nucleotides long. NCBI's taxonomy places the organism in Eukaryota, Metazoa, Chordata, Aves, Opisthocomiformes, Opisthocomidae. The record is from RefSeq and is a predicted model, not a curated record.
AUGGUAGAUGUGGGCUCUCCUCAUUGCCUCAUCUGGGUGCUGGUCUUGCAGGUGUGGAAGAGUUUGGAGUUCUGCCGUGUGUUUAAGGGCAGUAGCACCAUGCAAAGGAUCGUGAAAUGUUUGCUUCACGUAGAGCAAGUGAAAUUACUGGAUAGGUUCAGCACGAGCAAUAAGUCACUGACGGGAACUCUGUACCUUACAGCAACUCAUCUGUUAUUCAUAGAUUCAAGCCAGAGAGAAACAUGGAUAUUACAUCAUCACAUUGCUGCAGUGGAAAAACUUCCCUUGACUACCUCUGGCUGCCCACUUGUCAUCCAGUGCAAAAACUUCAGGAUAGUUCAUUUUGUUGUUCCCAGAGAGAGAGAUUGUCAUGACAUUUAUAACUCUUUGCUUCAGCUAUCAAGAACAGCAAAAUACGAAGAACUGUAUGCCUUCUCCUAUAAUCCAAAACAAAAUGAAUCCGAGCAAGUCAAGGGUUGGCAGCUUAUUGAUCUGACAGAAGAAUAUAAAAGAAUGGGAGUGCCAAAUGCUAACUGGCAGUUGUCUGAUGCAAAUCGUGAUUAUAAGAUUUGUGAAACUUAUCCUAGAGAGCUUUAUGUUCCCAGAACUGCAAGCAAGCCCAUAAUUGUUGGUAGCUCCAAGUUCAGAAGCAAAGGAAGAUUCCCAGUGUUGUCGUAUUAUCAUAAAAAUAAAGAGGCUGCAAUUUGCAGAUGCAGUCAACCUCUCUCAGGUUUCAGUGCCAGGUGCCUGGAAGAUGAACACAUGUUGCAAGCCAUCAGUAAAGCAAAUCCUUCAAAUCGCUACAUGUAUGUCAUGGACACCAGGCCAAAGCUUAAUGCGAUGGCAAACAGAGCUGCUGGGAAGGGCUAUGAAAAUGAAGACAACUACUCUAACAUUAGGUUCCAGUUUGUUGGCAUUGAAAAUAUUCAUGUGAUGAGAUCCAGCUUACAAAAACUUCUGGAAGUCAGUGGCACGAAGGGUUUGUCUGUCAAUGACUUUUUGUCUGGUUUGGAGAAUUCUGGAUGGCUGCGUCACAUCAAAGCUGUGCUGGAUGCUGCUGUCUUCCUCGUCAAGGCAAUAGCAGUUGAGAGUGCAAGUGUAUUAGUGCACUGCUCAGAUGGCUGGGAUAGGACUUCCCAAGUUUGUUCUCUUGGAGCUCUCUUACUAGAUUCCUAUUAUAGAACAAUCAAAGGAUUCAUGGUCUUGAUAGAGAAAGACUGGAUCUCUUUUGGGCACAAGUUCUCUGACAGGUGUUGUCAGUUGGAUGGUGAUCCAAAAGAGAUCUCACCAGUCUUCACCCAGUUUUUAGAAAGUGUGUGGAAUUUGACUGAGCAGUUUCCACAAGCCUUUGAGUACAAUGAAGCUUUCCUUCUUCAGAUUCAUGAACACGUCCAUUCCUGCCAGUUUGGUAACUUCCUUGGAAACUGCCAAAAAGAGCGAGAAGAGCUAAAAUUAAAAGAGAAGACAUAUUCCUUGUGGCCGUUCCUUCUGGAUGAACAAAAAAAAUACCGAAAUCCUCUGUAUAAUCCAGACUUUUUGCCAGAACUGGCUGUUUUGGAGCCUAAUACAAUAUCAUUCAAUUUUAAGUUUUGGAGAAAUAUGUACCAUCAGUUUGAUCGAAGUAUGCAUCCUAGGCAAUCUGUGCUCAAUCUUAUAAUGAACAUGAGUGAACAAAAUAAACAACUGGAGGAAGACAUUAAAGAACUGGAAGCUAAAAUAAAGCGGAGAAGUGGGCAGUCAGGUGCAGUCCUGGUGAAGGAACAUCAGCAGUCUGUUCACCCUGCACCCGUGGCGCUGAAGACCCCUCCGUGCUUCAAGAAGGAGCAGCACCUGAUCCCUGCGACUGAUGCUGUAAGAACUGUAGAGGGCAGCAACGCAGCAGACAAUCGCUACAGCGAAUUUGUGGAAGAGCUCUCCAAAGCUGAGCCUGCUGUUGUCAGCUUGGAGUACGGAGUGGCCAGGAUGACCUGCUGA